AUGCACUGUGAGGCGGGCGGCCCGCGACGCAAUUACACUGCAGCCAGCAGUAUCCAGCCAGCCAGCCCAGCUCCCACACUCAUUACGCGCUCUCCGAUUCUGCCUGCUGCGCUGCGCUGCGCUGGCCCACCUAGUCGCCCCGCCAAAGCCGCGGUUCCAAUUAAAGGCCGGGGCGGCCGCUUCCAGAUUCUGGUCGCGUGCUCCGUGGCUAGAAACCUGCUGCAGUCUACACUGCCGCAGUCUACACUGCCGCAGUCUACACUGCCGCAGUCUACACUGCCGCAGUCUACACUGCCGCAGUCUACACUGCCGCAGUCUACACUGCCGCAGUCUACACUGCCGCAGUCUACACUGCCGCAGUCUACACUGCCGCAGUCUACACUGCCGCAGUCUACACUGCCGCAGUCUACACUGCCGCAGUCUACACUGCCGCAGUCUACACUGCCGCAGUCUACACUGCCGCAGUCUACACUGCCGCAGUCUACACUGCCGCAGUCUACACUGCCGCAGUCUACACUGCCGCAGUCUACACUGCCGCAGUCUACACUGCCGCAGUCUACACUGCCGCAGUCUACACUGCCGCAGUCUACACUGCCGCAGUCUACACUGCCGCAGUCUACACUGCCGCAGUCUACACUGCCGCAGUCUACACUGCCGCAGUCUACACUGCCGCAGUCUACACUGCCGCAGUCUACACUGCCGCAGUCUACACUGCCGCAGUCUACACUGCCGCAGUCUACACUGCCGCAGUCUACACUGCCGCAGUCUACACUGCCGCAGUCUACACUGCCGCAGUCUACACUGCCGCAGUCUACACUUACUUGUGUGAUAGCCUAUGGUGAAGACAGUGGUUGA
Schistocerca serialis cubense is the source of this 855-nucleotide messenger RNA. RefSeq lists its product as uncharacterized. The transcript is spliced from 3 exons. Bases 1 to 855 code for a protein of 284 amino acids. NCBI's taxonomy places the organism in Eukaryota, Metazoa, Arthropoda, Insecta, Orthoptera, Acrididae. The record is from RefSeq and is a predicted model, not a curated record.